CUCCACACAGACACUCUUCAUCUUCUUCUUCUUCUUCGUUCAUUAUUUUCUAUAUUCAUCAAGAGUUUAAUUUCUUAUUACUCUUUUCCAUUUUCAUGGCAUCAAAUCAGGCUUCCCUCAAUCACACCAACAAACAAGUCUUUCAUAGCAACAACAACAAUGACCUUGAGCAACAAGCAACAACAACAACACCACUUGAGAUCAUUGAAACCAAGAAGGAGGAAGAAGAAGAAGAAGAUUUCUUUGACUACUCAAGAAGAUCUCAAUGGCUACGUGCUGCGGUUCUUGGAGCCAAUGAUGGGUUGGUCUCAACAGCAUCACUAAUGAUGGGUGUUGGAGCAGUGAAACAAGACAUCAAAGCCAUGAUCCUCACCGGUUUUGCAGGCUUAGUUGCCGGCGCUUGCAGCAUGGCCAUAGGUGAGUUUGUGUCUGUCUACUCGCAACUCGACGUUGAACUCGCUCAAAUGAAGAGGGACAAAGAAAGAGGAAACAAUAACAACAACAAUUCUGACGAAGAAGAAGAAGAAGAAAGAUUGCCAAACCCUUUACAAGCAGCAGCAGCAUCAGCUUUGGCAUUUUCUAUUGGUGCAAUGGUGCCAUUGCUUUCUGCUUCUUUCAUAAGAGAAUAUAAGGUGAGGCUUGGUGUGGUUGUGGCUGCUGUAACCUUUGCUUUGGUUCUGUUUGGUUGGUUAGGUGCUGUUCUUGGUAAGGUUCCUGUUUUUAGGUCUUCUUUAAGGGUUCUUCUUGGUGGUUGGAUGGCCAUGGCUAUUACUUUUGCUCUUACCAAGUUGAUAGGAUCAAGUGCUCUUUAAUUAUUACUUUGUCAUAUUAUGUUAAUUAUUCUAUAAACACCCUUUGUUAUUUACUACCUAUUUGAUAUAUAUGUUAUUUUGAAA
Molecule: messenger RNA, 896 nt
Organism: Arachis duranensis
Lineage: Eukaryota; Viridiplantae; Streptophyta; Magnoliopsida; Fabales; Fabaceae
Product: vacuolar iron transporter homolog 3
Exons: 1
Coding region: 96-812 (238 amino acids)
Biological process (GO): intracellular manganese ion homeostasis
Cellular component (GO): membrane
Molecular function (GO): manganese ion transmembrane transporter activity; iron ion transmembrane transporter activity
Source: RefSeq, a predicted model, not a curated record